CAGCACACGCACGCGUCCCAGCGGAUGGCGGCCCGGCGCGCGGCCCCUGACAGACCGACUGUCGUCUCUGCUGGAUGACCUCCACUAAGUGUGGCCGAUGGGCUCGGGGCCGACUGUGGGCCUGCUUCUCCCUGUGUGGCUGACUACCGCGCAGAGAUCUGUCUGACUUGUUGCCCGUGUGUCUGCCUGACUGGCCAGCCUUGUCUGCCGGUCUGUCCAUCCCUUGGUGCAACCAACUGGCCCCUGCCUGACAGUGUCCAUCUUCUGUCUGUGUUGUGACCUCUCUGGAGGUGACUGCUCCCUCCGCGUGGGCUGCCUCUGUGCGGGAUAAGCCACCUGCCUGGGGGCCCCCGCUGUCCGUCGGUGGGGGUGACAGGUCGUAUGACUGUCUCCUUGAUGACUCGGGGAAGAUUGUGGAUUCCCACCCCAGACCCCUGCCCAUCCUUUUGGACCCUCAUCACCCACCCCGCGCGGAGCCCAGCCGCUCCUCGCCAUUCCUGGGAGCCCCAGGCUGCCCCCAGCGUCCGGAGUGGAUUUCCGAGGAGAAGCUGGACCACAGCCUGGGGCUGUUCAGACCUUGCCUGCUACACCGACUACCUCCAGACGAUCACUUGCACCCUGGAGACCUGGAGCCCCCGCCUCCGCACGCUCGCCCUCACCUGGCAAGACCUAUACAGAGAACUGGAAGAUGAGGUCAUCUCCUGCAGCCUCCACCUGUCUGGUCACAACGCCACGCACGCAUGGUACACGUGCCACAUGGAUGUGUCCUGCUUCAUGGCCGACGAUGUGUUCAGCGUCAACAUGACAGACCAGUCUGGCAAACACUCCCAGGAGUGUGGCAGCUUUGUCCUGGCUGAGAUUAUCAAGCCAUCUCCCCCCUUCAAUGUAACUGUGACCUUCUCGGAGCAGUAUAACAUCUCCUGGAGCUCGGAUUACGAUGACCCUGCCUCCUCCGCACUCAAGGGCAAGCUGCAAUAUGAGCUGCAGUACAGGAACCGGGGCGCCCCCUGGGCUCUGAGUCCAGGGAGGAAGCUGGUCUCCGUGGACUCGAGAAGUGUCUCCCUCCUUCCCCUGGAGUUCCACAAAGGCUCGAGCUACGAGGUGCAGAUACGGGCAGGGCCCCAGCCUGGCUCCUCCUUCCAGGGGACCUGGAGCGAGUGGAGUGACCCAGCCAUCUUUCAAACCCAGCCAGAUGAGACAGAGGGAGGGACCAGAGGACAGCUCCUUCACCUUCUGCUCUUCAUCAUUGCAUUCCCUGUCCUUGUCUUCUUGGGCCUGAAGUACCACCUGCCUUGGAGGCUGUGGAAGAAAGUGUGGGUGCAGGUGCCCAGCCCAGAACUGUUCUUCCAGCCCCUGUAUGACGGCCACAGUGGGGACUUCAAGAAGUGGGUGGGCGUACCCUUCACUGCCUCUAGCCUGGAGCUCCGACCCGGGGCCCCGGGGGUGCCUGCGACCCUGGAGGUGCGGAGCUGCUGCCCAUCACAGAGCCCAGGGAAGGGGCCGGUGCCCACAGAGCUGCCGGAGCCUGCAGAUGUGCUGGAAACUGACGGGGUGCCCGAGCCGGGCUCCUGGGGUCCAGCCCCCUCUGCGGCCGGCAGCCUGGACGGCUCUGCUUACAGCGAGGAGAGGGAUCGGCCGUACGGCCUGGUGUCCAUUGACACAGUGACCGUGGUGGAUGCAGAGGGGCCGUGCACCUGGGCCUGCAGCUGUGGGGACAACGGCUACCCAGCCCUGAACCUGGACACCAGCCUGGAGCCUGGCCUGGGCACUGAGGACUCACUCUUGGGCACAGGGGCCACAGUCCUCUCCUGCGGCUGCGUCUCGGUCGGCAGCCCUCCUGGGCUGGGAGGCCCCCUGGGUAGCUUCCUGGACAGGCUAAACCUGCCCCUGGAAGACACAGCAGGCUGGGACCCGGAGCCACCCUGGGGCAGUGGGCCGCCCAGUGGGGUCUUUGACAGUGAGGCAGGCUCACCUCCAGCCGUCCUGGACAUGGACACGUUUGACAGCGGCUUCUCAGGCUCCGACUGUGGUAGCCCUGUGGAUUGUGGCUUCACCAGCCCCAGGGACGAGGGGCCUCCCAGGAGCUACCUGCGCCAGUGGGUGGUCAUGGCCCCUCCACCUUCAGGCCCUGGGCCCCAGGCCAGCUAGGGAGGUAACUGGCUGUCCAGAGCUAGCCCUGCCAUGACCACGAGCCAGAGACAUGGUGUCUGGGCUGGGACAUGGGAGGUCAGCAGUCUUUGGUCUCAUGACGGCCACCUGAGUUCACAGUGUAUGUGCAUGCUGCAUGUCCACGUGGUGAGCAGCCUUUGGGACUGUGGCCACAGAGAACGCUCGUGGUUAUCUGCAUGUGGGUUGCCAUGCAGCGUGUGUCUGCUCACAUGAGCUCACCUGCGUGCUCGAGCAUGAGCAGUGCGCGUGCUCAGAGCCACCUGGCCUCCCUGGCUUGCGGCACGCAGGGGCUGCCCGGAAGUCCCUGCUGUUCGUUGUCACUUCAGGGCUGAGGGAGGGGGAUGGAGAGUCCCUGGCAUCCCUGGCGGGGGUGACUGUUGGGGAACCCAUGGGUCUAGGUCUGAAAGCUGACACUGAUGCCGCCUGGCUGUGCCGCCUGAGGCAGGUUACAUCCCUCUCUGAGCUCCAAUCUCCUCGUCUGGACGGUGGGACAGACAUGACUUACCUCGGGGAGAAAUCAGUGAGGUCACCUGUGUACUAUGUGCAGACAGAGCAGACCCUCAAUCAGCGUCAGCUUCCUCCUGCAGCUAGCACCGGAGGUAGGUGGGGGUGAGAAACCAGCCAACAGAGACCACGGUGCCUGCGGGGCAGUCCCACCUGCAGAGGGGCACUGGGGGGUUUCCAGGUGAAGGUCAGCCUGUCUCUCGGGGUAGCUCCCCACCAACCAAGAGUUCUUUUUCUGACUCCUGCUGCCCCUUUAAAAAUUCCCUUUAUGCACCUAAGAAGUAUUUAUUGAGCACCAAGUCCAAGCCAGGCGCUGUGCCAGGCACUGGGUGUGCGCAGAGUGGCUCACAGUGCCGAGGGGGGGACAGACAGAGGAAGCUGCCGUUUCAGAACCUUGUGCUCCGGGCCGGGCGCAGGCUGCCUCUGGUCAGUCCAACAUCGCACAGGUUCUGGGGAGCUGGGGGGAAUCAAGGUGCUGUCUGUUUUCUCUGAGUGCCUGUUGAAAUGUGAAUCAAGGAGCCGCUGAAAACUUCUGAGCGAUGUUUUGAAGGCACCUCACUGAACAUCAGCUUUGUACAGGAGCUGGACUUGACCUGAACACAGCAUAAAAACCAUGUGCUUUUUUUUUUUUAUUUAAAUAAAUUGUUUUCCCUCUAAGGGUGCCCACAUCAACUUGGUUUUUUCAGGACCAAGCAGGUUAGGCAGCAGAGAGUCUAAUCCAGCUGUUCUGCCCUUUGAAGCCCUAACGGACUCCUUCCCCAGGCCUGGAAUGGGAGCUACCUCAUCUUCCCCAAAGCUAGGCUGUGGGAUGCCUGUGAGACCACUCAGCCUGUCUCCGCUAGGGGCUGAGAUGGAAGUCAGAAGUCAGUGCAGAUGAGAGCUUCUCUGUGGUUCAUCUAUAAAAUGGCAUGGUCAGGAGGGGUGGCUGGCAGAGCUGGAAAGUUCUAGAACACUGAUGCUUUUAAUAGUGGGACUGUUGAGCUGGAAUCAGGUGCAUGAGACUCAGAUGGACUCACAAGUGUGAAACCACAGUUCCUGCACGUGUGAGCAGCCCUCCCCACCUAUAAACACUU
Molecule: messenger RNA, 3746 nt
Organism: Trichechus manatus latirostris (Florida manatee)
Lineage: Eukaryota; Metazoa; Chordata; Mammalia; Sirenia; Trichechidae
Gene: IL21R
Product: interleukin 21 receptor
Exons: 8
Coding region: 382-2148 (588 amino acids)
Biological process (GO): cytokine-mediated signaling pathway
Cellular component (GO): external side of plasma membrane; membrane
Molecular function (GO): cytokine receptor activity; protein binding
Source: RefSeq, a predicted model, not a curated record